CAAAAAGGAAAAAAUUACAAAAAAAAUAUUAACAACCGGCGAAGAGAUAUAAAUACGACAAAGAAGACACCUCCUUCUUCGCGUCAAACUAAAUCAAGAAGGCCUCCAAUUCCAAAUUCACAAAACACUGUAAAAAACAAAAAAAAUUAUGGAAUCUCCGGAGGAGAGGAACGGUAAUGACGUACGACAACCGCUGCUGGAUAAAAAUCCGGCGAAGAAAGAAGCGGAGGGAGAGGAGAGAUUAUGCAUAGACGAGAUGUUGCAGAGAUACUGCGGCGAGUUCGGGAGGUGGCAGAUGAGACACUUCGUGCUGACGUGUCUCGCUUGGGCUUUAGAGGCGUUCCACACCAUGGUUAUGAUCUUCGCCGAUCAAGAACCGGACUGGAAAUGCGUCGUCGGGUCGGAUUGUCGGGUCGGGUCUUCUACUUGCGGGUUGGAUCCGAGUUCUUGGGAAUGGUCGGCCGGUAAAGGAAGCUCCACCGUGUCGGAAUGGGGAUUGAUUUGCGGCGAGAAGUAUAAGGUUGGUCUCGUUCAAGCUCUCUUCUUCGCCGGAUGCAUGAUCGGCGCAGGAGUAUUCGGACAUCUAUCAGACUCAAAGCUAGGAAGAAAAGGUUCAUUAACAGUGGUCUGCAUCAUCAACGCAAUAUUCGGAAUCGCCACGGCCUUUUCCCCAAACUACUGGACCUACGUGGUUCUCCGGUUCUUGACAGGUUUCAGCACCGGUGGUGUUGGCCUAACAGCGUUUGUCCUAGCCACCGAACCCAUAGGACCGAGCAAACGCGGUGUAGCCGGAAUGUCAACGUUCUACUUCUUCUCUGCCGGCAUUGCACUUCUAUCCGGCAUUGCUUACGUUUUCAGAUCUUGGAGGGAGCUUUUCAUAGUGUCUUCGUUACCGUCUCUCUUGUUCCUACUCAUCGUUAUCCCAUUCAUCUCCGAGUCCCCGAGGUGGUAUCUCGUGAGAGGCAAAGUAGACGAGGCGAUGAAGUUGAUGCAUUUGAUAGCUAAAACGAACGGGCGUCACAUUCCCGCUGGUGUCACUCUUGCUCUAGACGACGACUUGGAAAACAACAACGGCGAGAGGAACAAUACUGCUGUCGAGGGUUCUCUCAAAGAUGUUUUACUGUCGCCUCUCACGCGGAUAAGGCUUCUCAUUACAGUUGCCAUAAGUUUCACGGUCUCCAUUGUGUACUACGGACUAAGCCUCAACGUAGUCAACCUCAAGACUAAUCUCUACCUCAACGUCUUUGUCAACGCGGUGGCAGAGAUGCCUGCAUUUGCUAUAACAGCUGUUUUGCUAGACAAGUACGGGAGGAAACCGCUGUCCAUAGGGACGCAGUGGUUCAGCUGCGUGUUCUGCCUCGCGGGAUUCGCUGUAUGGGGAGCUGGUCCAUGGAAGUCUGUUAGAAUGGUUGCAGGGGUUUUAGGGAUAUUCGGGAUGGCUGGAACGUACAAUCUUCUGUUCAUAUAUAUAGCGGAGCUGUUUCCUACAGUGGUAAGGAACGCGGCAUUGGGUUGCGCGACUCAGGCGGCUCAAAUGGGAGCGAUUCUGGCGCCUUUUGUGGUGGUUUUAGGGGAUGAGUUACCGUUUGGGGUGUUUGCUGUUUGCGGGUUAGUGGGAGGUGGGCUUGCGUUUUACUUGCCGGAGACGUUAAACAAGCCGCUGUAUGAUACAAUGUUUGGGAUGCACGAAGCUGAGACUAACAGAGGCAGAGGAGAUGUAGUGUGUUAAAGAAAACAGAAUCCUACAACAUUUAGACAUGGAAACACAAAUAAAGUUCUUAGGGAUAGGUGUUUUAAAAUGUCAAAUUGUUUUGUACGUGCUUUCUUGUGUUGUGAUUUUGCAUUGAGGUUUUGGGUUUCUAAUGGUGAAGGCGUUUAUAACAAAAUUAACAUUGAUUUA
This is a messenger RNA of Capsella rubella, 1900 nucleotides long. RefSeq names its product organic cation/carnitine transporter 4. The record is from RefSeq and is a predicted model, not a curated record. The transcript has 2 exons. Lineage: Eukaryota; Viridiplantae; Streptophyta; Magnoliopsida; Brassicales; Brassicaceae. Gene Ontology annotation, molecular function: transmembrane transporter activity. Bases 149 to 1729 code for a protein of 526 amino acids. Gene Ontology annotation, cellular component: membrane. Gene Ontology annotation, biological process: transmembrane transport.